Messenger RNA from Penicillium mononematosum, 186 nucleotides. RefSeq lists its product as uncharacterized. The coding region runs from base 1 to 186 and encodes 61 amino acids. The record is from RefSeq and is a predicted model, not a curated record. The transcript has a single exon. NCBI's taxonomy places the organism in Eukaryota, Fungi, Ascomycota, Eurotiomycetes, Eurotiales, Aspergillaceae.
AUGAAUAUCACAAAGGUGUUAUCGGGGGGUUUGUCCGAGGUUGCUCCUCAGCGCGUAAAUUACUGGCCCUCGUUGGAGGUUGGAAGGAGGCGGGACCUGAGUGAGGCUGAGCAUGAACCUUUUCCCGAGCGAGUUGAUCACCACGGCGCCAAGUGUAACAUCGCGGCUCAACAACGCUUCGAAUAA